ACGGGCGCGAGUAGCUAGGAGGCGUAGACUAGUUGGCUUUGUUUGUAUUCAUAAACGGAAGAUAUUAGAUAUAAAUAUAUUUCACUUAAGUGGAUGUUUGUUUUUAGUGGUGACUAAACCUUUGGUCUGAACGUUAAUGGAUGUGUUACUAAUGUGGAAUUUUACUGUACAUAUUAUUUGUAGCGAUAACAAAAUGUAUAGCUAACCUAAGGAGCAGUCUAACGUUAACGUUAUGUGCUAAUUCGGAAAUGGCGGGCAGCUAAAAGCUAGCUUAAUUGAGUUUGGUUAGCUGGUAGGAAACUUUUUCCAACAAUGGAAAGCAAAACGUCACACUUGAUCAAAGGCAGGAAGAAGCUGAGAUACUUCACAGACGACGAAAGGGCGCUUCCAAGGAUACAGGAUGUAUUUUCAGUAGGUGACAUCGAUGCUUUUUUGGAUUGUACAUCUAAAACCAAACUGGAUAGUGGGUUUCCAUCCCCCUUACUACCAGAGGAAGAGGCACCACAGGAAGAAGAAUGUGUUGCCCUUCCAACAGAAGAAAAAAACAUAGGGGAAGCUGGGUUAACGGGUAAAGAGUGUCCAUUUAAAGAUAGUGCCCCAUUAAAGACUUCCAGCCCCAUCAUUGUGGCGUCGAGUAUCCAUGAGGAUGAAGUUGAAGCAAAGCUUUUGGCAUCGGCCUUGCUCUUUCCCUACGACAAUGAGGAUCCCAUCGAAGGCAACAUGGACAAGCCCCUUUCUAUCCUGACAGGGGACCUAGCCAGGGAGGCCUCACUUCAUGAGAUGCUCAUUCUGACCCCACCAAAGAGAUUUACACUGGGUGUUAAAACACAGCAAGGAGACAGGUCCCCAACACUCACCCCACCGACCACCAGAAGCCAUGUUAAUCUUGAGGAAAAGAAUUUGCCUGGUGCACUGGAAAAUCACACUCUGACAGAGAUGCAAAUGAAUGAGGAGCAGGGCUCCUCGGUGUCACCUGUGGUUUCGACUCAGACUGCAGUUAUUAAGGAGCCGGACUCCAGCCUGAAGGCAUUUAGCGUGGCCGACGAUAGAUCUUUCCAGAAGAAACUCAGAGAGUUCUUGAUGCCAAGGAAUAUAGAGAGUGCCAGGGUGCCGACACCCGCCAGGGCCCCGUCACCGCAGGAGCUGGACGAGGACUUCUUUAUCCUUGAGGACGACGCUCCGCUGCUCUUCAGCCUCAAGCCGAAGACUCCGAGCCAGACCAGCCGUCCAGCCAGGCAGCCCAGCAAGAAGGCCGAGGUCCAGGCUGAAACGGGGAGCGACGCUGCAGAUGGAGCUCUGUCUGGAACAGAGAAUGAGCCUGGAGCUGGGGGUAAGGCAGCAGGGGCAGCUCCCACAUCAGAACCCCCAGCCAAAGCUUCCGCUGUCCAGAAGAAGAGGGGCAAGCAGAGCAAACAGACUGCAUUGAGGGCAGCGCCUGAAGAAGGAGGAUCUUUCGAGGGGCUCUGCGAGGUCGGAGGUCGCACAGCCAAGGGAGUUCCAGCGGAGGCUUCAUCCAAAGCACCGGCUGCUCUGAGGAAGACAGGCAAGCAGAGAGAGAGACAAAUACCUGCAGCAUUAGCUACUGCUGCAGAGCCUCUCACAGCAUUGGAUGCUGGUGCUGAUGCUGAUGCUGACAUGGCAUCCAAAAGGCCUGAGAGAAGACCAGCAAAGCCCAUAUCAGAAGCCCAAAGUCCUGCAGCUGCUGAGGAUGAUCAUGGAGACUAUGGUAAUAGUCCAUCCCCGUCAUCCUUAAUGGAGGUGCCACAACAGACAGUUACAAAGACAGCCAGUAAGAGGGCUCUUAAUCAGGAAAAGCCUUUCCUGAGCAAAAAGAGGAAACUAUGCCGGACAUCAGAGAUGUAUGCGGUCAGUCACUCUCCAGAGCUGAAAUCGGACACAAAAACAAGCAAAGCUGCAUCCACGGGACUGGAAAACACAGCCAAAUCUCCCUCCACCGCACCUGCAGCUGUGUCGCUGAAGAGCCAGAAGGCACAAAGUAAAAAGAAGAAAGAGAAAGAGAGCAAUGUGACCCAGAAGAAGAAGAGACCAACUCCGGUGCUGUCUGAGGAAGUGAAAGGAGACACAGACCAGGCCCUCGCACAGCCCCACUCUCCUCACAGAGGAGAUGAGGCCGACGCCACAGGUUAUUCUAAGCCUGGACGUCAAGACCCUUCGCAGGACCUUAGCGGCUACUCUACUGUGGGCAGACGCAGGAGGAACAGGCCCGGAAACUGGUGGGCGGUCAACCCAGAGACGCAGGAUGAGAACGACAUCAGUCCUCCGAAGAGGCCUAAAAACGGCAAAAGGAAAAAUGGGAAGAUGCCGAAGAAAACAGGAAGGCAGCAGAAAAAGGAGGCCGCUGCAUCCCUCGAGCAAGUCUCCGCUGAUGUCAUAGAGAAGGGAACAAGAACAACAGCCAAGUCGCCUCGACAGCCAACGGACGGGAAGGCAACUCUGAAAUCUAGACAGAGAAAGGUGAAGGCCUGGCUGACCAGAAGAGGCCCCAGACUGGUAAAGGCAGACGGAAGAGGCCACAGGAAGAGGCUAUGUCUGCUCCACCCAAUCAACUCGAGGAGGAGGAGGAGGAGGCCGCAGCUGGACUAGAGUCUGACCAAGCUGGAUCAGAGCUACAGGUCAAUAUGUUAUCAGACGCUCCUGCUGAGCCAGUACAGAGCUUGCAUGUCAGCAAAACCGUUAGCCGAGCCGAUGCUCCCCAGCCGCAGGGAAGAAUGGGAGGGAGACAGCGGGGGAGACUCCCCGGCAAAUGGUGGGAAAGCCAGC
This is a messenger RNA of Alosa alosa (allis shad), 2781 nucleotides long. Its product is annotated as neurofilament heavy polypeptide. The record is from RefSeq and is a predicted model, not a curated record. The transcript has 13 exons. NCBI's taxonomy places the organism in Eukaryota, Metazoa, Chordata, Actinopteri, Clupeiformes, Clupeidae. The coding region runs from base 313 to 2604 and encodes 763 amino acids.